AUGGCCAAAAAUGAUGCAGUGAUACAAAGUUAUGCUGCCUCUCUUCGAAACCUUGAGUUGCAACUUGGAAAAUUGGCCAAUGAAUUAAAAGCUAGGCCGGAAGGUUCUUUGCUUAGCGACACAGAAAAUUCAAGGAGGGAUGGGAAGGAACAAUGCAAAUCCAUUCAACUAAGGAGUGGAAAGCAUCUGAAAAAUUCUGAGGAGGAAAUAACGGGUAGUGGGGAGCCCACUUCAAUCCAAAUCGACGAAAAGUUGAGUAAAAAAACUGCCCAGGAAUUUGCUGAUACCAGACCAAUUGAUACAGCAAAGGGUCAACAACCUGACAGUCAGCAAUCUGCACCAGUAUGUUCUAGUCCUAAACCACCCCUUCCAUUUCCUCAAAGAUUUCGAAAACAACAACAAGAUGGGCAAUUUAAGAAGUUUUUAGAUGUGUUGAAGCAGCUCCAUAUCAAUAUUCCCUUGGUAGAAGCAUUGGAGCAAAUGCUGAAUUAUGUCAAGUUCUUAAAAGAUAUUUUGACGAAGAAAAGGAGGUUGGGGGAGUUUGAAACUGUAGCUCUCACCGAAGGAUGCAGCGCCAUGUUGAAAAGUAAGAUUCCACCGAAGUUGAAGGAUCCUGGUAGUUUUACAAUCCCUUGUUCUAUUGGGGGACGGGAUGUUGGAAGAGCCUUAUGUGAUUUGGGUACAAGCAUCAACCUCAUGCCUAUGUCGAUCUUUAAGAAGUUGGGUAUUGGUGAAGCACGUCCUACAACUGUUACAUUGCAGCUUGCUGACAGGUCCAUGGCCCAUCCCGAAGGAAAAAUAGAAGAUGUUCUAGUACAGGUUGACAAGUUCAUUUUUCUCGCUGAUUUCAUGAUUCUGGACUAUGAAGCUGAUAGAGAUAUGCCUAUUAUCUUGGGUCGACCAUUCCUUGCUACCAGGAGAACUCUGAUUGAUGUGCAAAAUGGGGAGCUCACUAUGAGGGUGAAUGACCAAAAAGUCACCUUUAAUGUGUUCAAUGCUAUGAGGUUUCCAGAUGAGAUAGAAGAAUGCUCCCGCAUAAGUGUAACUGACUCUAUUGUAGCUGAAAGAUUUCACAAGGAAGCUUGGAAGGAUGAGAAGUUUAUAAGUUCUUCUGAUGAGCUUGAAGACUUGAGUGAAGAUGAAGACAACGAAGUUGCUUGGGUGGAGCCAUUGCAUCCUAUCCCUAAAUUCAAGAAGCCCUUUGAAUCUUUGGAGUUGAAGGAAAGUAAUUUCAAGCCUCCAAAACCCUCCAUCCAAGAGCCACCGAAGUUGGAGUUGAAACCCUUGCCAAGCCAUCUGAAGUAUGCCUAUUUGGGGGAGAAUGACAUGCUGCCAGUUAUUAUAGCAGCAAACUUGGAAGUUGAAGAUGAAGGUGCCUUCCUAGGGGUGUUAUAA
Messenger RNA from Cannabis sativa, 1395 nucleotides. RefSeq lists its product as uncharacterized. The record is from RefSeq and is a predicted model, not a curated record. The transcript has a single exon. Lineage: Eukaryota; Viridiplantae; Streptophyta; Magnoliopsida; Rosales; Cannabaceae. The coding region runs from base 1 to 1395 and encodes 464 amino acids.